Molecule: messenger RNA, 1002 nt
Organism: Lodderomyces orthopsilosis Co 90-125
Lineage: Eukaryota; Fungi; Ascomycota; Pichiomycetes; Serinales; Debaryomycetaceae
Gene: GTR1
Product: Rag GTPase
Exons: 1
Coding region: 1-1002 (333 amino acids)
Biological process (GO): positive regulation of TOR signaling; regulation of autophagy; cellular response to starvation
Cellular component (GO): Gtr1-Gtr2 GTPase complex; nucleus; fungal-type vacuole membrane
Molecular function (GO): GTPase activity; GTP binding
Source: RefSeq, a predicted model, not a curated record
AUGUCACAAUCAUCAAGAAAGAAGCUCUUGCUUAUGGGCCGAUCGGGCUCAGGUAAAUCGUCAAUGCGCUCAAUCAUCUUUUCCAACUACUCUGCUUUCGAUACAAGAAGAUUAGGAGCAACUGUGGAUGUUGAAUUGUCACAUCUCCGGUUUUUGGGCAACAUGUCGCUUACAUUGUGGGACUGUGGUGGGCAAGAUGUAUUCAUGGAGAACUACUUUACCAAUCAGAAGGAUCAUAUUUUUAAAAUGGUUCAAGUUUUGAUCCAUGUUUUUGACGUUGAGAGCAAGCUGAUCAAUAAGGAUAUUGAAAUAUUUGUCAAGAGUUUAACCAACUUGCAAAAGUAUAGUCCCGAUGCAAAGAUCUUUGUCCUAUUGCACAAGAUGGAUCUUGUACAGAUUGACAAAAGGCAGGAAUUAUUUACCAUAAUGAUGGAUAAGUUACAGAAAAUAAGUAACCCAUAUCAUUUCAAACUUAUUGGUUUCCCAACCAGUAUAUGGGAUGAAAGUUUAUACAAAGCAUGGUCACAAAUUGUGUGUUCGCUAAUACCAAACAUCAACUUGUUCAACAAUAAUAUAAUCAAAUUCAACUCAAUUUUGGAUGCUGAGGAGAUUAUCUUGUUUGAAAAGACAACAUUCCUCGUGAUUUCAUCAACUACUUCAAUCAAACAGCAACAACAACACAAGUUAACCAACGGCUCUCAAAAGGAAGAGUCGGAAGAAUUGGACCCAAAACGAUUUGAAAAGAUUUCCAAUAUAAUCAAAACAUACAAACAGUCCAUAUCCAAGUUGAGAACGAAUUUCAACAACUUGAUUAUUAGAGGAAGUAAUGGCACAACGUUCUACCUUGAUAUCUUGACGGAAAAUAUGUUUAUAAUGGUGGUAUUAAAAAAGAAAGAUGAGGUAUUAGACGGAUUCCCAGUAGAGCAAAAUGAAGAAUCAUUGGUUCUUGACAACAUCAAAGCUGCUCGUAAAUGGUUUGAAAAGAUUGAAAAUUCCAAGUAG